Molecule: messenger RNA, 828 nt
Organism: Gasterosteus aculeatus aculeatus (three-spined stickleback)
Lineage: Eukaryota; Metazoa; Chordata; Actinopteri; Perciformes; Gasterosteidae
Product: guanine nucleotide-binding protein G(I)/G(S)/G(O) subunit gamma-7-like
Biological process (GO): G protein-coupled receptor signaling pathway
Cellular component (GO): heterotrimeric G-protein complex
Molecular function (GO): G-protein beta-subunit binding
Source: RefSeq, a predicted model, not a curated record
UAGUGUGUGAUGUUUGUGACAUUUCCAAAACUGAGCUGUAUGACCUUUUAUAUCACAGAGCCUUUGAACUGCCCCCACCAGCGGAUAAAACAGGGUGCAGAGGUGAAAGCAAAGGCAGGUGCCUCUCUGACUCGUUUGGGUUUGGCCAAAUAACUGCUGCUCCUUCUUGGUUUGGAUGGAUAUUGAGUCAACGUGGCGCGCCCUUGGCUGAGUCUUCAUACUGAAGGAAAUGUCAGGAAAGACGUGCAGCAGCAACAGUGUUAUUCAGGCGCAAAAGCUGGUGGAUCAACUUCGGGUGGAAGCGGACAUGGAGCGAAUGAAGAUCUCGCUGACUGCAGCGGACUUGGUGCGGUACUGUCAGGAGCAAAGGCGCCACGACCCGCUGCUCGCCGGCAUCGCAGCCUCGUCCAAUCCUUUCAAAGACAAGAAGAGCUGCGUGCUGCUGUGACGAUCCCGAGGGGGGCCGAGGACACGGGGACGGCUCCUGUGGGCGCACGACCACGGAUCCGGUCAAAUGUGUAGAAAGUAAACCUCCUAGAGAGGCCAUUUGUCUUCUGCCUACCACUGAGAUAGUGCUUCUGCCUUCCUAAAGCCUUUUAUUCAAAAACACAGUCGAGGGAGUAAUUAAUGAUUGUUUGCCUUUUUGUUGUUUACACUGAAAGGCUUUGUUUUUAUGUUGCUUCUUCACAUGACGAAAUCAAUUUUGUGAGAGGGGUUUGAUUUCAACCUUUCAAGGCGUCACAGAGUACCCACGCAGCCGAGAAAUCAGACGCUAUUUAUUCCAGUUUUCAAAGAAAAACGUGUUUUAAUAAAAGCAUUUGUCAGGUA